AUAAACAUUCACAAAUUCUUUUCCAGAAUUUUUCUUUCAUUGUUUCUGCCCAAAUAGUUUGAUAAAAAUUCAUUUGGUUUGCAUUCAACGUUAAUUAAUGUAUUUAUUCGACGAAAUAAAAUUGAAUUGUUGUGAAGAAUUGUGUUUUAUGAGAAAAAACCAAAUGUGUUAUUACUAACAAAAGAGACAUUAAUGUUACAUCAAUUAAAUUGGCUCAGGUGGUAAGAAUAAAAGAACCAAAAUCCAAAACAAAUAUGGACGAGGACGAAGAGGUGGACAUAGUUGGUGGUUUGGAUAAUUUUAUGUCGAAAAACGAAAGAGAAAUAUCAAAUCUUAGUUCUGGUCAAAUAUUAUCAUGUGAAUAUACAGUUCAUCCGCGUUGGUUAACGGAUAACAACGAUGGUGCGGAGAAUUUAUGGCCGGAAAACUUACCAAAACAAAGUUCACAAGACGAAAUGGAAUUGGUGCAAGAUGAGGUUGUUAUUGAGGAGCCAGCACCAAUUGAUUUCGAUUGGGUGGAAGAACGUGAAACCGAAGAAGCCUCAAAUUGUGGCGAUAUCAUAUUUGAACAAGACAUACCCGCAUCGAUUGAAGAGGAGGUGGUGAUUGGUACCGAAGAAACAGCAUAUGAAGACAAUGACCACUCAGACUGUUGCAGUCAAUCGUCACAAGAGAGUGGUCACGAUAGAGAUUCAACAAAGUACUCAAAUCAAUUACCUGAUACUUAUGUGCCUGAAUCAAGUAAUGCAAAAAGUAUGUCAUUGGAUGGUGCAUCGAAUUUGGACAAACCGACGAAACCGGCUGUGAAAUUCAAACAAACAUUAAUGGUUAGCAAAAAUCUAUUGAUUUUGAAUCGGAAAAAUUUUACCGUUGAUCCAAAGGCAGGCACAUCACUACUCAAAAUUCAAAGAGAUAAAUCAAAUGACAAUGAACAAGUGGCACCGUUGAAAAUUAAACGAUCGGAAUCGAAAUUUAGUGUGGCGGUUAAAAUCGAUUCGCGACAUGUAAAAAGCAAUAAAAAAUCGAAAAGUCCGAAAAAACAUAAGCAUCGAACACAUCACACAGGUAGCAGUACAAAGGCGAAAAAUGGUGGCAAAGAGUCAUUUAGCGGUAAAUCGAAAAAAUUUGUUGAUAUACAUGGUGAAAAUAUCACCAUUAAUCAUGAGGCCGACACCGAAUACACAUCGAAUAUUGACGAUGAAAUACUUCAAUUAAAUUCUAAACCGAACAUUAGCUCGAAUAAGGCAAAAAUCAGGCACGAAUCAGAAUCAGAUGUUGAAAUUGACAUUGAAUCGGACACUCCAAACGAUCUCAUUGAAUCUCAUGAUUCUAGUGCAAUGUUUUCCAUAGUAAAGUCUGAACCAACGGAACCAAUAACUUCCGAAAAAGUGCCGCCACUUAAAAUCAAAGCAAUUAAAAAGAAAGAACCAGAAGAACCAAAACUCAAUUUGAAUGACAUCGAUCCAGAGCUGUUGCGUGUUUUAAAUAAUCCUGAUGGGCCAACGGAAGAGCUGGUAUUACCAUUGCAUCAAGUCAGCGAAUUAGAAAAGUACUUUCAUUCGGAAUUUUUCGAAGGACGUCCAACUAAAACGCCGGAACGUUAUACAAAGAUUCGUGAUUUCAUAUUGAAUGCAUGGGCCGAAACAAAACCAGGCUAUGUGAGUAAAACAACCGUUCGAAAUGGUUUAAAACAUUGCGGUGAUGUGAAUUGUAUCAGUCGCAUUCAUUGUAUGCUCGAACAAAUUGGCGCAAUCAAUUUUGGCUAUGCAAGAGAACAUUUUGAAUAUAUUCGACCAUUGAUUAAAUUAAAGGAACAUUUUAUGCAAAGUGUACAAAAUAAAAAAAGUUUACAUUCAAGUGGUAAUCACGAUAUGAGCUCAUCGCUAAUAUUGGGCAGACGCCAACGAAACAAAAGUAUUACUGUACAUUCAACGGAAAAGGAGAUUGACGCAAAUUAUACGGUCAGCCAUGUGAAUGGUGUGCCGACACUUGUAUACGCAGCUGUACCCAAAGAUCGUGAAAGUUUACGGCGCGAAGCAUCUAAACCAAUUAAAAUGGAAUUUGAGCUUAUCGAAUGUUUACGCUUUCCCAAAGAAAAAGUACCACCAUUCAGGGUUUCAAUGAAUCUAUCGACGUUAUUGUGUUUGUACCUGCAUGCAUUGUCUUCGAAAUUUGAAGUGAUGGGAUUUUUGGGCGGAUUUUGUACAAAAUCGGCUGGUCGAAAUAAACUGAGUCUGACACGGUACAAACCAUGCAAAACCGCACAUCAAACAACAACCACCUGCGAAAUGUGCCCAGUUUCACAAGUUGAACAAGCGGCCAAUAUGACGAAUGAAGGAUAUGAGUUGGUUGGCUGGUUCCAUUCGCAUCCAACGUUCGAGGCAAAUCCAUCACGUACCGAUGUUGGUACACAAGCCGAUAUGCAACUUCAAUUCUCCAUUGAAAGUGAUCGACCGUUUAUUGGAUUCAUUUUGAAUUGCAUCGACAUGGGUUUUAACUGCAUGUACAUUCUGCCCAAAGAUAUACAUAAAGACACCAUUGACAUAAUUCCAUAUGGAUUCGAAGUGGAUAUUAUUAAGGAUUGCAGCUCUCUGCGCAAUGACAUUGCUGAUGUGUUCAAUGUGAUUGAUCGAAACAGUCAUAAUUAUGUGCAAACCAUAGAAAAGUUUAUAAAGACCGGCACGGAGCUACUGAGAUAUCAUGGUUAUGAUUUGAAUAUUUCCGAUUAUUUACAAAGCUAUUUAUGAUAUCGUUUGGAAAUUAUUUUUAUAAUAAUAAGAUUAAGUACAUUCAAGUUAUUAAUUAUUAACUAUAUUAUAUUGUAUAGAAAUUGAGAAUUAAGAGCCACUUUAUUCUAUAUCAAAUACCAAUUUAGCGGUAUUUUUCAUGCCUAGAUUCAUAUUUUUUUACAUAUAAUUCGCAAGAAUGGUUGACGACCCUCUAAUAAA
Contarinia nasturtii (swede midge) is the source of this 2948-nucleotide messenger RNA. RefSeq names its product histone H2A deubiquitinase MYSM1-like. The coding region runs from base 255 to 2747 and encodes 830 amino acids. Gene Ontology annotation, biological process: double-strand break repair. Gene Ontology annotation, cellular component: BRCA1-A complex; BRISC complex. The record is from RefSeq and is a predicted model, not a curated record. NCBI's taxonomy places the organism in Eukaryota, Metazoa, Arthropoda, Insecta, Diptera, Cecidomyiidae. The transcript is spliced from 7 exons. Gene Ontology annotation, molecular function: metallopeptidase activity; polyubiquitin modification-dependent protein binding.